Molecule: messenger RNA, 1656 nt
Organism: Mus musculus (house mouse)
Lineage: Eukaryota; Metazoa; Chordata; Mammalia; Rodentia; Muridae
Gene: Mif4gd
Product: MIF4G domain containing
Exons: 5
Coding region: 520-1188 (222 amino acids)
Biological process (GO): cap-dependent translational initiation; positive regulation of translation
Cellular component (GO): nucleolus; histone mRNA stem-loop binding complex; nucleus
Molecular function (GO): identical protein binding; RNA binding
Source: RefSeq, marked validated
GGGGUGGACGGACUGGAAACGCUGGGAGAGAGGGGCUCGGAGCCCUGCUGGUAUCAGGAUCUGCGGCUUGGACUGAGCCAGCGUCCUCCGUGCUAGACGAUAAAGGCGAGCCUGACGUUUACACCCAGUUCAGUAUUUGCACCCCGAAAUUUACCCUGAUACUGACUGUAUCAGAUCCCAGAUCUGGGAUAACUCAGAUCCCGCUGGGACCGUAGGUGAAUUCCCGCUUCACUUCUCAGAUGUAACCCCAGAAGCCUGGGUUUCCUUCAGCUGAGCAGCAGGUGGCCACUUGGUGCUCAACUACUCCACCCGAAGCCAAGUUUGGUGGGCACUCAGCCAAGCACUGAACGCGACAGAAAGUCCAGUUCCACCCGUCCCAAGGCCUGGUCUGCCCGGCCCAGUGCCUACAGGGCUAGAAUCGGGAGCUUUGUGAUUCACCCUUGAAGCCUCAACCGUCUUUGCUUCUCAGGUGCUGUCCUUAGUUUCAGGCCAGUGAAAACCUGCCGGGCUUAGACCGUCAUGAGCGAGGCCAGUAGAGAUGAUUAUAAAAUCCAGUCUUUUGAUGCAGAGACGCAGCAGCUGCUGAAGACCGCGCUCAAAGAUCCAGGUGCUGUGGACUUAGAGAGAGUAGCCAACGUGAUUGUGGACCAUUCUCUGCAGGACUGUGUAUUCAGCAAGGAAGCAGGACGCAUGUGCUACGCCAUCAUUCAGGCAGAGAGUAAGCAAGCGGGCCAGAGCGUCUUCCGCCGUGGGCUCCUCAACCGGCUGCAGAAGGAGUAUGAUGCGCGGGAGCAGCUCCGAGCAUGCUCCCUGCAGGGCUGGGUCUGCUAUGUCACCUUUAUCUGCAACAUCUUUGACUACCUGAGGGUGAACAACAUGCCCAUGAUGGCCCUGGUUAACCCUGUCUAUGACUGUCUCUUCCAGCUGGCCCAGCCUGAGAGUCUGAGCAGGGAAGAGGAGGUGGACUGCCUGGUGCUGCAGCUGCACCGGGUCGGGGAGCAGCUGGAGAAGAUGAACGGGCAGCGCAUGGAUGAGCUCUUUAUCCUAAUCCGGGACGGCUUCCUGCUCCCGACAGACCUCAGCUCCCUGGCACGGCUGCUGCUGCUGGAGAUGAUUGAGUUCCGGGCAGCUGGCUGGAAGACCACUCCUGCUGCCCACAAGUAUUACUACAGUGAGGUCUCUGACUAAGCCCAGGUCUGCACAUGCCUUCCCGUGACCCUCUUUUCAAGCUGGCACCAGAAUCCUUGCUUCAGCCCCUUCUAGACUUUUUUGACUGCUGUGGUUCUGCCGUCUUCCCUUCCCUCAAUCUGGACUUGUCUCCUGGCUGAAGACUGACUGUCUUCCUCUCCCCUCAAGUCCUGUUAUCUUCCCACCACCUUCCUCCUGGGCCUGACAGGGGAGAACCAACUAACAAACACUGAACUGUGUAGCCACUGGUGCAACAUGACCUUGGUGCCUCAGUUUUCCUGUCUAUAAAAUGGGCAAUUUUAGCCAUUGGUGGAAUGCUUUGGGAUGUUAAGGGCAAGUUACAAGAAAUGGUGUUUUAUAUAUUUUAUAGAGAGACUUUUGUGGAGGAAGCCUGUUUCCUCCAGUCAUGAGUGACUGCCUCACCAGGUUGGGGUGAGGGUUUUCUAAUAAAUCUUUUCUGAAACCAAA